CCUUUGUACAGUGCUGAACCGCAGCGAAAGGUUACAUAACCAGGAGAUGCCUGAGCCUUUUUUUUAAGGUAGUUGAUGAGAGAUAAUAUGAAGACCGCGUGUAAAGUGGGUGGGAGCCAGAGCUCCUGGGAACUGCGGAUGUAAAGGUUUUAACGAUAAGCAGGCGCGAAGUUGGUGUUUUUUUUCUAAUUCGAAGGGACGAGAUGCUCAACGUCGAAUAGGAAGACGAUGCGAUCACAUCAACUUCCUCUCUGACGGCUGGAUGGGGGCAUGUAAAAGGGUUUAUCCCUUUCAGUCAGUGUCUUUGGUGUACUGGAGCGGAGCACUUUAGUAAACAUUGGUCUGGUGUCUCACAGUUUCUGUCGUUUUCAAUUAGAGUGAGUCUGGUUUGGAAAGCUAGCAUUCGGAGCUGGUAUUACACGCUGUGCAUCUAAUACCAUGCUCUGCAACCGAAAGGAAGGGACACACUGAGUUGUUUUUUUAUCGUUUGAUUCGUUUUGCUGUCGUUUGGGGGACCUGCUUGGCGGCCAGUUGGCACUUGGGCAAUGCCAUGGUGGGUUCCCACACUCGGCAUGGUGUCCCUGGCCGUGCUGUACCUGGCGGCCAGGCUGUAUUUCGGCUGGAGUUUGACCGAGAGGUGUUUGCUGAAGGGAGCCCGGAGCCUGGGGGACACUGAUGUGCCGAGGCUGGUCUACAAACCCUCCGCCCUGGCCAAGUACCUGCUCAGGAGCUGCCUGAGCUUCAGCUCGGGGGCGCCGCGCCGCUGUACCUGGAGCAAGCUGCCCCACCUGCAAACUCUCUGGAAUGUGUUCUGGCCCCCGGGCACCGCCGUCCACUUCGUCCGGGAUUACCUGCAGUUGGCCGACGAGGGUCUGGUGGCACUGGACUGGGCGGUGCCCACCACCUCGGGCAGGAGAAGAGCCUCCAGCAACUCGCCGGCGCCCAUCGUCCUCGUCAUCCCCAACUCCUUCGGCAAGAUCACCAGGAACGUGGUGGAGCUAUGUGCCUCAGCCCUGGAUUAUGGCCACCGUCCAGUGAUUUUUAAUAGAAGGUGCCAGAAUGGAAGUCUUUUAACUACAUUGAAGCUGCAACAGUUUGGUGAUCCAUCUGAUCUGAGGGAAGCAGUCAGAUACAUUCGAUACAAGCAUCCAAAUGCCAGACUUUUCACUGUAAGUGAGAGCACAGGAGCUGGGCUUUUGCUCUCUUAUCUUGGAGAGUGUGGAUCUUCCAGUUAUGUGACAUCUGCAGCCUGCAUCUCACCUGUCUUCAGGUAUCAGGAAUGGUUUGAAAUAGGACUGCCUUGGCUUUAUCAAUGGUUUGUACUCCUUUACCAAAAAACCUGGCUCAGCAGGUAUGCCACUGCACUGGGAGAGAUCAUUGACAUGGAUAAGUUGUUUGCCACACGUACUUUCAAGGAGAUGGAAGAGGUACUGUUCUGUCACACAAAGAAGAGCAACCUAUCCUGGGAUUUGUAUUGGGAGAAGAAUGAUCCAUUACGAGAUGUGGAUGAGGUUGCUGUGCCAGUGCUGUGUAUUUGCAGCCAGGAUGAUCCAUGCAGAGGGGACCCAGACUUGACCCUGCCGUUUGAGCUUUUCGAAACUAACCCCCAUUUUUUCCUAUUGUUAACUAAACAUGGUGGCCAUUGCGGCUUCUUGAAGAGCAGGUCCUCUGCAUGGAGUCAUGAGGUAUUACUCGAGUAUUUUAAAUCUGUCAGUGAGUUCUUCAUGACUGAGGAAAGGACAAAAAGCUUUUCAAAAAGAAAAUGUGCGGGAUCUGGAAAUUCCAUGUCUUAUAAAUGUGGCAGAGGCAACAGCUUCAAAACAGAUUCAUUUUGCUCUCACAACAUCCAUGAUAUUUUCAACUGGCAGCGGUCCUAUACCAGGUGAUUAAAAACUAGAACCACACAGGAAAUGAUUGCUCUUAAUAACCUCAAAUGGCAAAGUGAUGCAGCCCUUUUUGAUGUGGAUCAUUAAGUGAAAUGUCACUGGCCUAGAUAAGGGUUCAGCGUUUCAUUUUUUCAUUGGGUUCAUAUUUGUUGAGGUUUGAACAUCUCAUUAAUUUCCAGGCAGCUAGAAAAAGCAUUUUUGGACUAAUGAAAAUGGACCUACAUACCUUAAUGGUAAAGAGUCCCCAUUAUUAUAAGUUACAAAUUAAUUUUAAAAAGUGUUAAAAUGUCUCACAUUGGGACCUGCCAAUGUGUUUGAGUCUUAUAGGAAAUCUUAUAUCACAGAGAAGAACUAAGUAAAGUUUGCUAAUUCAAAUGGAGCUAUGUUAACUGUUUGUUAUAAUCAAACUGGAUUUUUAAACUCUGUGGAAACACUUUAGUCAACGAUUAAUCUCUUAUGCUUUUGAGAAACUUCAAAUAACAAGCCAAAAUGCAAAGGGCAAGUUAGGCUUAGCUUCUGUAUUAUCUCCAACCUAUUUAUUAAAACAAAAGUAACAGUAAGGAUACUGAUUACUGUUUCAUAAUUCAGUGUGGUUGGAACAAAUGUUUUUGGUGGUGUAUAUUUUGUAAGUUCAAGAUUGCAUUUGAUGUCAGCUGAUACAAAGAGUUAAUGUGGAGAAGUUUAGUGUUAAAAUAUGUAAACUGCCAACGGUGCAACUUGAAAAAUGGUGUUUUACAGGCGUAUUCAGUCAAAGUGAUGGAUGUCUUGUUUUAUAUAUCUGUGGUUUUAUAUUUAUUGUAUCUAUUCAAUGUGCCUGAGCAGUAAUCUGCUCCUAGACAUGAAACCUACCCAUUUUGCACCCCAACCCCCUUUACAGGAAGUCUCAUUUAUCUUCUAGCUUUUAAUUUUGAAAUAAAAUAUUCAAUAUCACCAAUGUUCUCUCAAUAACUGUGUAAGAAGCAGAUGGAGUGCAUUGUGUAACAGGCACAAAGUGCUCAAGUAGUUUCAGAUUAAAGGAUAAGUGGCAAUAUUCUUCAUUUCAGUUUGGAGAUUGUGACUAACUUGCAAUUAAAAUUGUAAAAAGAUAUUUUUUUUAAAAUGACAGAUAUGAAAGGUAUAUAUAUAUAUUUUAAAGUUUGGAGCAACAACCACAUCCAGCAGCAAACUGUCCAAAGCCUGUUUGUAUUCCACGUUGGAUAGUUAUCCCUGUUUAACUUGGAUUCAUUAAAUAGGAUUCCCCAUUGAGCUUUCCCAUUAUAACUGAGAGUGUGCCUUUGUACCUGUUCUUUCUAAACUGGCAUCAGUUGGUUGGAUGCUGUUAUUAUACAUCUGAAGCAAAGCUUAUAAAAGCUCAAAGCUUAUCAAAUUCUAGUAUACAGUCAGUACUACUGUUGCUUUCUGUCAUGCUGCCAAGUUAUUAAGUGUAUUUAAGGCACUUAAUACACUGUCCUGUUUAGUAUGAGAAUCAAGGGUUACAGGGAGAAGGCAAGAGAAUAUGAUUGAGAAACAUAUCAACCAUAAUUGAAUGGUGGAGCAGACUCGGUGGGCUGAAUGGUAUCAUUCUGGGCCUAUGUCUUAUGGUCCCUCUGUUAUUUCAGUCAUUUGAUCAUAGCUAAGUACAUUUCCUCUACCUAAUCACAAGUUAAUUGUAGCAUGUAGAAAUGGCCUCCUGCCUUCACAGCAAAAAUGUUCUGCCUCAUCUCAGUACUGUGCUCCCCUGAGCUUCUUCCAAAGUCGUUUGUUAAUCAUUUUAAAGUAUUCUAAUAACUUAAUGUAAUGUUGUGAAAUCUUUUCUAUCUUUGAUAAGUGUCCAUGGUUACUAAGCCAU
This is a messenger RNA of Stegostoma tigrinum, 3714 nucleotides long. RefSeq names its product protein ABHD15-like. The coding region runs from base 546 to 1886 and encodes 446 amino acids. Lineage: Eukaryota; Metazoa; Chordata; Chondrichthyes; Orectolobiformes; Stegostomatidae. The record is from RefSeq and is a predicted model, not a curated record. Gene Ontology annotation, molecular function: monoacylglycerol lipase activity; short-chain carboxylesterase activity. The transcript has 3 exons.